Aspergillus eucalypticola CBS 122712 is the source of this 351-nucleotide messenger RNA. RefSeq lists its product as uncharacterized. Bases 1 to 351 code for a protein of 116 amino acids. The transcript has a single exon. The record is from RefSeq and is a predicted model, not a curated record. Lineage: Eukaryota; Fungi; Ascomycota; Eurotiomycetes; Eurotiales; Aspergillaceae.
AUGGGCGUAUCAGAAAGGAAGGUGAACCCUCAGCGCAGUGCAUCCCAGCCUACUGCAUAUCGACUACUGUCCCAUUUCUUGACCAUGCGGACGGGAUGGGCAGUGGAGCAGCACAGGCCAGUUUGGACGAGUGCAAUGUCACUCUCCACAUUAGCACCGGUGUCCCGGGACUUUCUGUCAUUCAACACGGGCCAUAUCCCGUAUGGUGCCCACACCCACGAGCAGCGGCAGGGGCAGGCGAAUAAAGCUCACAUUGGGUCUCGUGAAUUGCUCGUGGCGGCCGUUUCCAGCUACUUUGACCAGCAACUCGGAGUCUCCGCUGGACUAGAGCUGAGCUUCUCCUUGUGCUAG